Molecule: messenger RNA, 890 nt
Organism: Xenopus laevis (African clawed frog)
Lineage: Eukaryota; Metazoa; Chordata; Amphibia; Anura; Pipidae
Gene: cldn15.2.L
Product: claudin 15, gene 2 L homeolog
Exons: 6
Coding region: 134-808 (224 amino acids)
Cellular component (GO): bicellular tight junction; membrane; plasma membrane
Molecular function (GO): structural molecule activity
Source: RefSeq, a predicted model, not a curated record
CUGCCAGGAGUUUCAACAGAAACAGCACAGUCACAAAGUCCUACUCUUUCCAACUGUGUUACACCAAAACCUCAGUCCAAACUGGGAGCAAUACAAGCACUACUACUGGGCUCUGUAAUACAUCUGGAGCAUCAUGGCCAGGACCUCUCUGCAAGUCUGUGCUGUGCUCCUUGCUCUCUCCGGAAUGACUUGCAUCCUUGUGUCUACUGUGUCCACCAGAUGGAGGGUCUCCAGCACUGCAGGCACCAUUAUUACCUCCACCUCUAUAUUUGAGGGUCUGUGGAUGAACUGUAUCGGCACCUCCUCAGGGUCUGUGCAGUGUAAGAGGUUCUCAUCCAUGUUCAGUCUGGCCAUUCACAUUCAAGUAUGCCGAGCUUUGAUGAUCAUUUCACUCAUUCUGGGGCUACUGUCCUGUAUAGUGUCACUGUUUGGCCUGAAGUGCACCAAAUUUGGAACCAGUGAUGAGCACACCAAGGGGAAGAUUGCCCUCAGUGGAGGACUCAUCUUCAUUUUAGCAGGACUUUUAUGCUUAGUGGCAGUCUCAUGGUACGCAGCCAUGAUCACAGCCCAGUUCUUUGAUCCUCUGUAUCUUGGGACAAAGUAUGAGAUUGGAUCUGCACUAUAUAUUGGAUGGGCUGGAUCUCUGCUUGCCGUACUCGGUGGAUCCUUCCUGUGCUGCUCAUUCAAGAAAAAGAAACCAGCAGCCAAAUCAGGAGCCUAUAAGUACAACUACCAAGAUCCAGAAAAUGAUUUCAAACAGUUCAAGGAGAGAAAAGAAACAUCGGUGGCUUCCAAGGCUUAUGUGUAACCCAUUGGCUGAAUGCCACUACACCGCACCCAGAGCAUGCUUGUAAUCAAACGUUCUUCUUUUCUGAAAUGAUUUUUUUUUU